Messenger RNA from Toxorhynchites rutilus septentrionalis, 1366 nucleotides. It is a transcript of the gene Ccm3, whose product is annotated as programmed cell death protein 10. Gene Ontology annotation, molecular function: protein kinase binding. The coding region runs from base 412 to 1047 and encodes 211 amino acids. Gene Ontology annotation, cellular component: Golgi apparatus; FAR/SIP/STRIPAK complex. Gene Ontology annotation, biological process: regulation of Golgi organization; positive regulation of MAP kinase activity. NCBI's taxonomy places the organism in Eukaryota, Metazoa, Arthropoda, Insecta, Diptera, Culicidae. The transcript has 5 exons. The record is from RefSeq and is a predicted model, not a curated record.
CGAAAAUAUUUACGUGAACCCAUCACUUGAUGUGCGAAAAGGGAAGGGUGCUUGGGAAACAUUGAAGAAACAGCCAAUUGCUGGCAAAAAUUGUAUCUAGUAAAUAGUAUUUUCGUGCGUCGAUUGUGCAUCCUGCUGCUAGUUUAUGCAGAGUCUGUAAUCGACAGUCUGUUCGUUUCUGAGUUGUGAUCAUAUGUGGUGCUAAGGUGUGAAGGAGAAUGCUUCGUUUCUUCCAGCAGCAGUGGUGAUUCAUUGAAAACGCAAACAAUAGUCGCACGGUACAAGGAUACUGGAACAAAUUAUUACGCAUAGUUGUGCUGUUGAAGGUGCUAGCUGGGUGAUUCCUGAGUUAUUAUCUCAAGCAGAGUUGGUUAGCAAGUUAGUUCCACAAUCGUUGGAUUACUGUGAGCAAUGACAAUGGGAGAUGACACUCCAGUGGUCACUUCUUUGAUGUUGCCAAUUCUGAUACGCCCAAUUCUAUCUCAGUUGGAACGCCGAGAUGUGGUCGCUUCGCAAACACUGAGAGCAGCUCUGACUAAGGCAGAGCAAACGCAUCCGGGAAUGACGUACGAUCUGGUGAUGGGUAUCAUCAAGAAGGGCGACAUCAACGUUAACAUGAACGAGAGCAUCCUGAGACUGCAGGGGGCAGCAACCGAUAGCGACUUAAUUGAAUAUCGCUUGAAUCGUACGGAGGAUGCAUUCCAGGAGUUAAACAAAAAAUCGUCCGCCCUUAAGCGUAUCCUCAGCCGGAUCCCCGAUGAAAUCACAGAUCGGAAGACGUUCCUAGAAACUAUCAAGGAAAUCGCCAGUGCCAUCAAAAAGCUGCUGGAUGCAGUGAACGAAGUGGUUGGCUUCAUUCCAGGCUCUUCCGGCAAGCAGGCGGUGGAGCAACGCAAAAAGGAGUUCGUAAAGUAUUCGAAAAAGUUCAGCACAACGCUUAAAGAAUACUUCAAAGAGGGAGAAGCCAACGCUGUUUUCGUAAGUGCUUUGUACCUGAUACAUCAGACGAAUCAAAUUAUGAUCACGGUGAAGAACAAGUGCGAAUGAGAUGCUAGCCCACGUGGGAGGAUAACUUCUGGAGAACAGAAAAUAUAUAUAUAGAAGUUGUUUUUACUUGACGUUUUCUUGAGGCUUCGGUCCUAACUAUAGAAGCCAUGCUGGUCGAAACACGCGUAAAGAAAUUCUUUAUUUAGUAGACCUAACAGGAAACGGGAACUGGCAAGCAGCAGCAUGCGUUUCGUUAUCAGAACUGAGAAAACGUUUCUGAUGUCGUAUUAUUAUAUCAUUUCAUAUUAUUAUUAUUACUAUUAUGAUUAUCAUUAUUAUUAUUGAGAUAGAGAAGAAUAAAAAUAGAUUUUUUAAAUGA